CAUGAGAGCAGAUCAUUCGUCAUUUGUAGACCUGACCGAUUGGAUAAUACGUUUAUUGGAUUGAUUAUUUGAUUGCGCCGACUGUGAUAAAAUGAAUGUCUGGCAUUCGAUUAAAUAAAGUUGCCUUUGCUGUCUUGUUUUGACAAGGAUUAAUCACGGGUUGUCAAUAUAUAAACGAAUUUUUUUAACUGCAACAAGCAUGAAUAGAACAAAUCAAACAACGAACAGUUCUUUUAAUAACACUGUUGACGCACCAUUCGACAUAGAUGUUUGUUCGUAUUACAUAAUGUUUCAUAGCGAUUUAACACAGACACCUGCGAACGGGAUCAUUUUGAUAAUUCUGUACAUCAUGGUCGCCGUGCUGGCGUUGCUAGGUAACCUGCUCGUGAUCUGGACAGUGUGGAUCAACUCGCACAUGCACACGGUGACCAACUACUACAUCGUAAACCUUGCUGUCUCUGACCUGCUGGUGGCGGCCAUCGUGAUGCCUCUCAAGCUGCUCGAGUACACCGCCCCCUGCCGGUGGCACAUAUUCCGCAGUGACGGACUGUGCUCCGUCGUCUACUAUCUGCUUCCGGUGUUCGUGUUCGCCAGCGUCCUCACACUCGCCGCCAUCUCCAUCGAAAGGUACUAUGCAAUUGUACAUCCACUUUCUGCAAUGAAGGUCAACAGUAAAUCGAGGACUAAGAAAAUACUUGCCGUAACAUGGAUCCUACCAUUUAUAGUAGCCGGUCCAUUUAUGUUUAGCACAAGUUACCCAUUUACCAUUUACAGCGAUACCGGCUCAAUAUCCAGAGAAACAUGCAAUGACCGCUUCGACGAAAUAGAUCUGGCAAUACACGGAGAUACAACAAGGAUUGGUGAAUUUCGUAAAUUUUAUUUUUUGUUUCUAUUCUUUGCGAUCUACAUCGUGCCCAGUGCGGUAAUAAUGAUUACGUGUGUCAAAAUCGCUGUAAGUCUUGUGAAUCCAAUAAUGGGCGAUGAUUCUUUUGACAUUCGGAAAGACGCCAAUAGAAGACAGGAAGAAAAUAAAAGAAAGGUCGCCAGGAUGGUGAUUGUGAUCGCUUUAACGUUCAUCGUUUCCUGGACACCGUUCUAUCUGGUGAGCGUCAUCAGUCAGCUGCAAACACACAGCUUCCUACGCGAGUCCAAUUUUAUAUUCACCAUGCUCGUAACUCACUUUUGCGGCUUUACAAACAGCUGCCUGAAUCCAAUAAUUUACACUGCAAUGAGCCAGAAAUUCAGAAGGAGUUUCAAAAACAUUUUAAGAAGAUUAUGGUCCUUUUGUCCUUUUGUGCCAUCGGGAAAUAGGCAAUCUCGUUACGAGUCGUCUAUGGGUUACACGUCGACGAUUCGCCAGUCCGCUCCGGAUACUGGGAAGUCCCUGUCGUUAUCAAGUAACGUAAGUCGACAAAACGCUUGCAACAGCAGCGCGACGGACUCGGAGCUGCGUGACCUUACUACAGAUGAGCAGGAUCUGGUUCGGACGUACACAUUCAGGAGCCCUUCAUCGGGUUUUCCCAUUAAAGGCAAACAAUUCAGCCAUAAAAACCGAAAAAAUUAAAUGAAUAUAUGUGUUUCAUGUGUUUCACAGGAGCACAGACAGUUUACAGAAAUAAUAUAAAACUGUAUAUUUUGUUUGACAAAUAAACCAAGCAUUAUGUAUUCUUUAAUCGAUAAAUAGUGUACUUCUUCAUACUGAAAUGUUGUAUAAAUAAUGUCAUCCAUAUUUAUUUGAAUCAAACAACUCCAAUAUGUACGACUUUUAUAUUAAUUCGGGUUCAAUUAAUGUAUUAAAAAGUUGCUUUCUAAUAUAACAACAUAAAAUUGUAUGUAAUAAAAAAAACAAAUAUAACAUUACUGCCCUAGUCAAAUAACUACCGUUAAAGGGGCCUUUUCCACGUUUUGGUAAAUUGACACAAUUACAAAUAAAUGUUUCAGAUUGGCACAUUUCCUUUUCUUGUUUCUUUAAUUUUAUUAUUUUUUUACUGAAGCUUUUUAGAUCCAAUGUUUACAUUUAUCAAUAUAAAGCAUUUAAUGACAAACUUCAAUACAUGCCAAUUACUGUGAAAAGGCCCCUGUUAACCCUGUUAGCAAAACAGUACAUGUAUUUACACCUGGUAUUGUUUAUGUCGAGACAUUUUUCUAGUUUUGCAUUGUUGUCCAGUUUAUCAACGAGGCAAGAUAUACUUAAAUAUAACUGUGUCGGAAUGUUCUUAUGUUGAAAAUAGGUUCAAACAAAUGUGAUGUAUGUCAUUGAACGAUUUAUAUACAUACAAUAUUAGUGAUGUGAAUCUAUUUAUGGUAGAAUGUAAGAAAGGCGGCAGCGUUGUGAGGUCAAGAAAUAUUAUUUAAAAUGAGACGCGUUCUGAGAAAGCGGGUCGAAAUGCAUGUUCGUAAAGUGUCGUCCCAGAUUAGCCUGUGCAGUCUGCACAUGCUUAUCAGGGAAUACACUUUCCGCUGUUAUGAUAUUUUUCGUUUAAAGGAAGUCUCUUUUACACGAAAAUCCAGUUAAAGCGGAAAGUGUCGUCCCUGUAAAGCCUGUGUGGACUGCACAGGCUAGUCUGGGACGACACUUUACGCACAUGCAUUAAGCCCAGUUUUCUCAUAACGCGGCUCAAAUUAUCUAAUAAUUUUGUUAAACGAAACAACAAAGAGCCGUGUACACAAUAUUCAAAAACGACAUACAUUUUGGAUAUAAUUGAUAAUUACAAAUUUGACUAUGAUUCAGCUAUAAAAUGCGUACAAAUAUAUGUUAUACAGUGUGUUAUUAUACUUAAGCACGUAUUAUGAAUUAAAUUUACUUAAAGUAAUCUUACUUCUAUUUAAUCUUCUGUAGUGUGAUUGUUUUUGCUUCGCCCAUGAAAACGACGAACUACUUAA
This is a messenger RNA of Dreissena polymorpha, 2883 nucleotides long. RefSeq names its product QRFP-like peptide receptor. Gene Ontology annotation, biological process: G protein-coupled receptor signaling pathway. The transcript has 3 exons. Gene Ontology annotation, molecular function: G protein-coupled receptor activity. The coding region runs from base 200 to 1564 and encodes 454 amino acids. The record is from RefSeq and is a predicted model, not a curated record. NCBI's taxonomy places the organism in Eukaryota, Metazoa, Mollusca, Bivalvia, Myida, Dreissenidae. Gene Ontology annotation, cellular component: plasma membrane.